Molecule: messenger RNA, 2219 nt
Organism: Astyanax mexicanus (Mexican tetra)
Lineage: Eukaryota; Metazoa; Chordata; Actinopteri; Characiformes; Acestrorhamphidae
Gene: nufip1
Product: nuclear FMR1 interacting protein 1
Exons: 10
Coding region: 147-2177 (676 amino acids)
Biological process (GO): box C/D snoRNP assembly
Cellular component (GO): nucleus
Molecular function (GO): RNA binding
Source: RefSeq, a predicted model, not a curated record
UUUACCCGGAAGUGACGCCGGGUUUGAGUAGCACGUGUGUAGGAAAGCGUGAAGAGGCAGAGCCAUGUGAGAGUUCUGGUGAGUUUAUACAGGAGUUUAGAGAGUUUUGAGAGGUUUAUUUAUUUGUGUAAAAGGUGACAGUGGUCAUGUCGGAGUCUGGGAGUUACCCGCCCCCGGAUUUCAGCUCUCCAGCUCAGGGAGCUCUCCUCAGACCACCGACCUUCCACUGGAGCCCCCAACAACAACCAGCAGCACCAGCAUCAGGAGCAGCUCCAGACAAGUUCCAGGCUUCCAGAGACUGGAGCUGGAGCCCGACUGCUCCUCCAGCAGCUCCCGCAGCAGCAGAUCCCUGGACCCCCUACCCCACUGCUCCCUACAGCGGGUACCAACAUCCGUACUAUCAGAACUACGGGCAGCAUCGAUAUCCAGGUCCGCAUCAUAAUAAUAAUCGAUAUGGACGGCAAGGCCACGGCCAAAACCAGUGGGGUAAAAAGCAGAAAAAGCAGAAAGAACCAGAGUUCAGUCACUUCUGUGACACUUGUGAUCGAGGCUUUAAAAACAAAACCAAGUAUGAUGAGCACAUUGCCCAGCAUGUGAAGUGCUCAGUUGAGGAUUGCACAUUUACUGCGCAUGAGAAGCUCGUCCAAAUCCAUUGGAGAAAUAACCAUGCUCCUGGAGCAAAGCGAAUCAAAUUGGACACUGCAGAGGAGAUUGCAAAAUGGAGAGAGGAAAGGAGAAAAAACUACCCAACCCUGAGCAACGUGGAGAGGAAAAUUAAGGCCAUGGAGGUUAAAGCACAAAGGGGAGAUGUGCUGGAGACUGCCCAGUUUGGUAAUUUUAAAAGUCGUGGUGGACACGUCCAGAAUCAGAGCCGAGGUGCAUAUAGUGGCCAGCAACAUGUACAACCAGCAAAUGCGCAGCAGCAGCAGCAGCAGCAGCAGCCACCAGCUCCUGUACGUCCUCACCCAGAUGGAGAUCCUCUUGGAGUUCUGGCCAACAGUGACCCAGAUUCUGAAAAAGAAGAACCUGUGAAGGAGACGAAAGCAUCCAUUUCUGUGGCGCCCAAAAAUAUGACUUCUGCUCUGGGAUCACUGAUGUCCAGCUAUGGAGGAGACAUGACCGAGAGCGAGGAAGAAUCAGAUAAUUCCCCUCUCUUGAAAACAGCUCAGGCUUUGGAGGAGAACAAGGCCUUGCUGGCAGGUCUUUCUGUUCCUGCUCAGUACAGUGCACAGAGUCUUAACAAGGAACCACCAAUCAGGCAAUCUGAGACUGACCACCAAGCACCUUAUCCUGUCUCAGACCAGAGAAACAGGUGGUGUGGCAGAGGCAAAAGGGGGCGUGGCCGUGGUCGUGGUAGGGGUGGAAGAGGUGGUAAUAACCCCACCAGUGUUCCACAGAACCGUCGCCACACCCUUUUAGAGAUGUUGUUGGCUUCCGACAUUCGCCAUGAAAGAAACGUUGUGCUUCAGUGCAUUCGCUUUAUUGUGCGUAAAGGAUUCUUCGGACUCGCUUCUGAUAACUGUAACCCAAUGAUGUCUGAAACUGCAGCAGUAAGUACGAAUGGACUGAUGACUGAUAAAGAGGACUGUGGAAGUGGUGUAACAGAGGGAAGUGUCACUGAAACACAGCGUUCGCUUGUGGUGAAUGGUUGUCAGGCAAGUCAGACACAGGAAAAGAAACUUUCCUUUGAGUCACCGGAUAACCAGAGACAUUACACAGAAGAUCUAAAGCUCUGCAGUAGGGCGGACUCCAGUAGAGUUAUUCGAAGCCUAUCAGAAACCCAUCAGCCAAAGGGACUUCCAGUUUUAAAUGUGAAUAGCUCACUAGCUGAUAAAUGUUCCAGCAAGCUACCACAGGAUGAAGAUCAAUCCAGCAAGCCCACAGACAUAGUAGAUCUGUAUGAGCACUGCCAUACAUCACAAAAUGCACCACAGCAGGAGGAUUUAAAGGUUUCAAUGAGCUCGAGUUCUAAUGAACACACAUCCCAGCAGUCUAUUCAAGAAAAUAUUACACUCCAAGGACUUAAGAACGAGUGUAAUGUUUCAUUGGCUGAAGAGGCAGCUGAGCACGAUGAGGCAAAAAUGCCUAAAGAUGAAGAGAAGCAUGUUCGCCCCAUCAUAUCAAUAUACGAUGAUGAUAUCUGGGAGCUCCCAGGGGUCACCAGUGAUGCCAUAUAAAUGACUUUGCAAAAUAAUUUGUAAUAAACUGUUUGAGUUUGA